This is a messenger RNA of Lasiodiplodia theobromae, 1056 nucleotides long. RefSeq lists its product as uncharacterized. Bases 1 to 1056 code for a protein of 351 amino acids. The transcript has a single exon. Gene Ontology annotation, biological process: nucleoside metabolic process. Lineage: Eukaryota; Fungi; Ascomycota; Dothideomycetes; Botryosphaeriales; Botryosphaeriaceae. Gene Ontology annotation, molecular function: catalytic activity. The record is from RefSeq and is a predicted model, not a curated record.
AUGGAAUCAUCGAACCGCCUUGCCAGCCCCCAGCUAUACACCGUCGGGUGGAUCACUGCUCUCGACAAAGAACUGGCGGCAGCAACAGCUGUUCUGGACGAGGAACACAAAAAGCCAAAAGGUUUCAAGAAGCAUCCGAGAGAUGAUAACAACUACGCAUGGGGCCGAAUUGGAGAACACCACGUUGUCAUCGCCUCUAUGGAUGCUGGACGUUAUGGUAUCGUGUCCGCAGCGACAACUGCCAUGCAGAUGGUCAGCUCCCUCCCCCACCUAAGAUUCGGUCUCAUGGUUGGUAUCGGAGCCGGUGUCCCUAGACUGGAAGAGGGGAUCAACAUUCGCCUUGGAGACAUCGUCGUCAGUCAGCCUACCGGAACAAGCCCUGGGGUGGUGCAAUACGACCUCGGGAAGCUAAAAACUAACGGCAAAUUCGAGCGUGUUGGCUCUCCCGCUGCCCCACCAGAGGUUCUCCUCAAAGGGUUAACAACUCUGAAAGCGUAUCAUAGGAGGAAAGGCUCUCAGAUACCCAAGAUAUUGGAGAAGAUGUUCAAGGAGAACGACGAAAUGGGGAAGGAUGGCCCUGAUGGCUUCAGGCAUCCGGGGGCCCAAUACGAUCAGCUGUUUGAGACUUUCUGUCAUCCUCAGAAUACCACUACUGUCGCAAACGUAUCUGGCAGCCGGGGCACAACUUCUGCAUGCCUUUCUCCCCCAUAUGAACGAGAACGCCCAGAUCCACCUUCGGAAAUGCCUCAAAUACACUACGGAAUCAUCGCAUCCGGAAAUUCCGUGGUGAAAGAUGGAAUUGCCCGAGACGAGAUCUUGAAGCGCAUAGAAGACAAGUGUAUCUGUUUUGAAAUGGAAGCGGCUGGUUUGAUGAACAACUUCCCAUGUCUCGUAAUUAGGGGAAUUUGCGACUACGCAGAUGAACACAAGAAUGACCGAUGGCAAAACUAUGCCGCUGCAACAGCGGCUGCAUUCGCUAAAGAGUUGCUCGAUGUCAUGGACAGCGAAGAUGUCGAGAGUACCUCACCAAUGGAGAAUGCCAUCAAAAACGGUUAG